AAGAGUGGCCAUGGAGAUGACCAUGGAAGGCCCAGUUGACCUGGUCAUGGAGUGCAUGCCCCAUGACUUGGUCAGGUGGUGAGCUGAGGAGAAGGGAGGAGGUGCUAGGGGUGAAGAACAAGCAGCUCUAGGCACAGGCAGCCAGAGCAGCUGGGCAGCCUGGCCCAGCCUUAUAGGGCCUGCUGGGGAGGGUUCAACCCACAAGGCUUGGUUGGAACUUAGCCUUGAAGGUAAGAAAGUGAAUUUCCGUCUAAUUCAGGUUUUUGCCAAUAACCUUGAACUGGUCACGCACCUUUUCUAAGCCUGGGUCCCUUCACCUGUGAAGAGGGAAUGAAAGUAGCCUCUGCCUGGGGUGGGGGUGGGGCUCCAAGUUCGGGGCCACGCCCCUUUGUCCAAGCCGCGCCCCAAACACAGAACACAGCCACGCCCCUGUUUGGAUCCGCCUCCACGAAACAGCCCAGCGCGCUGACCACGCCCCAUCCCUAGCCACGCCCCGAGACGGCCACGCCCCUUGCCGCCACGCCCCUACCUGAACGCGCCCUGGUUGCCCAGGUCUCCCUUCCACAAGCUCCGGGGAGCGAGUCCAGAAGGGACUCGCCGCACCAGCUGUCUGCCGACCCCCAGUCCCUGUCCCCGCGCCCAUGGCCACGCCGGGACCCCGAGCCUCGCGGGCUGCGCUGUGUGGCGGCUGCUGCUGCCUCCUCCUGUGUGCCCAGCUCGCGGUGGCUGGUAAGGGAGCUCCAGGCUUUGGGCGGGGAGCCCUGAUCCGCCUGAACAUCUGGCCAGCUGACCAAGGAGGCUGCGCCAGGCUGGAGGCCUGCGAACGCUGUGUGGAGGGGGACCGAGCACACAACCUCUCCGGAUGCGUCUGGCAGCACUGUCGGCCAGAAGAGCCAGGACACUGUGUGGCCCGAGCUGAGGUGACCAAGGAGGGUUGCUCUGUCUACAACCACUCAGAGUCAUGUCCAGCUGCCCACCACCACCCCACCUAUGAACCGAAGACAACCACAACAGGCAGCCCAGCAGUCCCUGAAGACCAUGGCCCUGGCUUUGAUGGGGCUAGCUUCAUUGGGGGCGUGGUGCUGGUGCUGAGCCUGCAGGCGGUGGCCUUCUUCAUGAUACGCUUCCUCAAGGCCAAGGACAGCACUUACCAGACACUGUGAGUACCUGGCAAGUAGGUAGGAGGGGGCCAGCCCCCUUCCCUACACCCUCCGUACCAGGGAACUGUCCUUCCAUGGGCUGACUAAAGAGACAUUGACUUUCUCCCAGCAUCCCCCACGCGAGCCACGCCCCUUCUUCCUCCUCCAGUUCAGGCUGUCUCUGCCAGAUGUUAGCUGGGACCAGGACUCAGCCCUGGCCCCGGUGUCUGGGAGCCCAGCUGAGCCCCCUGUGUCUUUGCUCCCUCAUGCUGCCCUCAGGGAGGAGAACCAGUAGGUGCCAGCGCAAGCGGGUCCUCAGCCACAGACUGGGGCUGUGUGUACAGUGCGCUUUCCUCCGAGGAGGGAGGGUGUGUGAAGCCUCGCGUGCUCUGUGUGCUGUGAGAUGGAGGCAUAGCUGUGUUUGCUUUUCUAGCUGCACCUGCUCUCUGGGAAGUGUGUGUGGGGGGGUCCUGCCCACAGAGGCACCUCCCUAAAUGUCUUCUCUGUCUGGCCUCCACAGAAUCUGACCCUCGUGGGUCUGGAUGCCACCCUAAAGGACACAAAGGCCGCCCUCUUGGCUGCCUUGUGGGCACUGGGGUGGGACACACUUUGGCCACCAGUUUCUGGCCCCUGUGGGCAUCAGGCACAGAGCAGGCCCAGCGCUAGUGCCUUGACACCCCCUCCAGUCCUGGGCCAGGCACCUGCAGCUGAGAACACCCCUCAACCACCUCAUGUCUCCUCCGUUGUCUCUUCUGGACAUCCAGACUGGUAGCCGGGGGCUGUGCUGCCUCUUCCCACCAACCCAGCCUGGACAGU
Messenger RNA from Perognathus longimembris pacificus (Pacific pocket mouse), 1955 nucleotides. It is a transcript of the gene Cd164l2, whose product is annotated as CD164 molecule like 2. Gene Ontology annotation, cellular component: cytoplasmic vesicle. The record is from RefSeq and is a predicted model, not a curated record. The transcript is spliced from 5 exons. Lineage: Eukaryota; Metazoa; Chordata; Mammalia; Rodentia; Heteromyidae. Bases 642 to 1163 code for a protein of 173 amino acids.